Molecule: messenger RNA, 2043 nt
Organism: Mercenaria mercenaria
Lineage: Eukaryota; Metazoa; Mollusca; Bivalvia; Venerida; Veneridae
Exons: 9
Coding region: 420-1358 (312 amino acids)
Source: RefSeq, a predicted model, not a curated record
CCUCAAUAUAGUUUUUGUGUGUCUACCUUUUAAACACACUGAAAAGGAUAUCUAUGUUCCUUUAUACAACUAUUCAAAAUUUAUUGAAAGUUAAUGGCAAAGUUUGUUUGAAUUACGUAUUUGAAUACACGGCAGUCGCUUUUAUAGAAACGGGAGCUAAAGCAUUUAUUCACUGAUAAUAGAUUUUGUCAAGGUGCAAUAUAAAAGUUAAAGAAUGGUAGUUUAAAUUCCCUGGUUACGGUGGGACUGAGUGACAGAUACUUUCAAUUUUCACGCAGAAUGUGGUAAAUAUAUAAUAGUAAGGGAUAAAUUCUUACAAACAUCAACAAUAUUACAUAUAAACACGGAUAUAACUUAAUCUUAGAUUCUUUAAAACGGAUUAAAAUUUAUUUUACUUUUCCCGGACGAUCAUAGUUUCCAUGCCAACAGAGAUGCCGGGACGAUUUUACACAUCCUAUGAUGUAUACAGAGACUAUAAUUCAGACGAGCUUUUGAACGACAUAUAUCCAGGCCCGGUUGACGGCGUGUAUACUCCUCAACCGAUGGACGGCAGGAUUACCCCUCAGUUUGAAGACAUGUCUCCGGCAAAUGGGCGCGUGUCGUCAGGGAGACCAAAGUCAAGGUUAAGAUCAGCAGGACGUCCACCCUCACGUUUGGAUGUCGGCGUUCAGCCAGCAGACCAGCAGCAUUUAAAGGAUUUUUACGACACACCGCCUAUUCACACGGAGAAGAGACCUAAGCCUGUGAUCUCAGAGACCCAGUAUAACUAUGCAAUACCUGACGAGUCUGUGCGGCCCACAUCACCUGUUCAACGUCUUCUCGAGAGGUGGCAUACACAACCCAACAUGUCACUACAGGGUCCACAACCGGGUUCACAGAUGGACACUAUCACCCGACAGUAUUACCACCGUAUGUGGAGCUCUAGAGGACAGCCUUCCAACUCGGAUUUACAUUUGAAUCGUUACGGACGUGCUGGUGGAGUAUGGCGGCAUGUACGCGCAUGUGUAGCAAACACAGGGACGCAGAUGGCAUUUAUAGAUGGUACUGUAAAAGAAGAAGACAAUGUAUUUUUCCCACCGUGGCAGACACCAUCAGCUUCAAAACCCAGGAGAGCAUUAUUCACAGCUUAUAGCAGUCAACCAAACCAAAUUACCGCCAAAUUUGUACCCCAAACCCAGAAGUAUUUACCCCCUAAAUCUGCAAAAUAUAGGAACAAAUUCCAUACACAUGCUAAAGAAGGAUUGAAAUACUGGUAUCAGGAACCUAAACCUAUAGAUUACUCUGCUAAAUAUUCUUUUGGUGCCGGAAGUCGUUGGAUGGGAAUACCAGGAGAAUCUCUUCAUCCCUUACCUGUCUAACCCUGAUCUUAAGUAAGGGGUGACACAACAAGGCUUCGAGCAAGAAUAGUUGGAAACGUUUUUGGAUAAGGACACAUUUCGGAUUGGAAUCAAUGCCAUUUUUGGAUCAUACGAGUGGUUCUAUUCUGACUGACGGGCAUCAGAAUACUAAAGACACAAAGUUUUCUGUAAAUAAUUGAAGGUUUUCAUGAACUGUUAUAAAGUGGAUACACCAUACAGACAAAUUUCUAAUCUGAUAUAGUUUGAUGUGAUUAAAUACUUAACAUAGUAUAUUGAACAAGACUGUGUAUUUAAAACAGAUUUUAUAUUAUGCAAAAGAAACACAUUUGAAUUGAAUUAUUUUCAAAGAGCUUACUCUUGUAAACGUCUAAGGGCGUUAACGCAUACACAUACAUAUGUAUAUAGAAAGCUUCAUUCAGUCGCCAAAUAAGUAGAUUAUUUGUCAAAAAAAAGAGGAAUUACCUUAAACGAUCUAAUACAUAAACGAAUUAAGAUUUAUCUGAACUGAUGGUUCAAAUGCAUUUAUUCGACUAUUUAUUACCUUUCAUACCACUCGUUUCGGUAGAUGAUACAUAUGAAUGUUAUGAUCAUAUUUAUUUUGUUAUUUAUUGGAAUUUGUUGUAGAAUAGUUUACUUAGCAUAUAUAUGUUUCUUAACUCAGCUGAAAUAAAGAGCCCCAAUGUCA